AUGUCCUCCAACCUCGACGCCGCAGCGCUCUUUUCUUGCAAAGGCCUCGUUGCAGUCAUCACUGGUGGCAGCACGGGCCUGGGUCUUAUGAUGGCCAAAGCCCUGGCAAGAAAUGGGGCUGCCAAGAUAUUCAUUCUUUCCAGGCGUAUGGCAGUAUUGGAAGCUGUGGCCGAGGAGAUCGGUGACGACCGAGUAUUUCCAAUCCUUGCAGAUGUUGGUGAUGAGGAAAGUCUCAUACAGGCCGUUGGAAGAAUCCGAAUGAAAACGAGCUUCGUAAAUCUCGUUAUCGCGAAUGCCGGCAUAGAAGGGCCAGCGACGUGGGAUAUGGGGCCUCUCACACCUUUAUCGGAGGUGCAGUCUCGGCUGCUGGCCAUUCCCAUGGCUGAAUGUACCAAUACAUGCCACAUCAACACCACUGCGGCUUUCUACACGGCAAUCUCAAUGCUCGACCUUCUGGAUGCGGGAAACAGAGAAGGAAAUGUCCCCCAAAAGAGUCAAGUCAUUGCCAUCAGCAGUGCCGCAGCCUUCAGUCGAAAAAUCAGCGCUGGCUUUCCGUAUUCUGCGAGUAAAGCGGCCGUGGUCCACAUGUGGAAACAGCUGGCGACUUUCUUGUCGCCAUACGCGAUUCGAGCCAACGUUUACGCGCCUGGAAUCAUCUCAUCUGAGAUGUCCGUCCCACUCCUCCAGAGUUUCGGCAACGAUAUCCAGAGCGGAGAAGAGAUUUCAAGGUUUGAAAUGCCCGUUUGCCGUGCAGGGACUGAGGGGGAUGUGGCUAGCACCAUACUCUACAUGGCCAGCCCGGCUGGUGCCUUUUUGAAUGGGAGUAUACUUCUGUCGGACGGUGGCAGGACGUCCAUCACACCAGCUGCAUACUGA
Molecule: messenger RNA, 876 nt
Organism: Fonsecaea multimorphosa CBS 102226
Lineage: Eukaryota; Fungi; Ascomycota; Eurotiomycetes; Chaetothyriales; Herpotrichiellaceae
Exons: 3
Coding region: 1-876 (291 amino acids)
Molecular function (GO): oxidoreductase activity
Source: RefSeq, a predicted model, not a curated record